GCCGAGAAGCUCGAGCAGGCCAAGGCCAAGAAGGCCAUCGACGCCGCGCAGGCCAAGGGGGCCAGGGAGACCGCGCAGCAGCAGGGCGCCGAGGGCCAGGAUCCGCAGAAGACAGCCAGCAUCGCGCAGGGCAAGCGAAAGCAGUGCAGCAAGCCAGUCGAGAGCUGGGAACCAGCGAAGAAAGGAAGGAUCGACUCCACCGCAGCAGCCGAGGGCGAGCAGAUGGGAGAGCAGAAGAAGGGCAGCGGCAAAGGCAAGCAUCACAAGAAGAAGAUCCAUCAAGGUGCCAUCGCCAGCGCCGCCGCGCCACAGGAGACCGCGCUGGGCGACGAGGAAGAGGGCAGCGAGGGGGAGGCGGAGCAGCGGCCGAAGGCGACGCCCGCGGGCGCCCGCAAGGAUGGGGAUAGCAAGCCGAAGGCAGGAAAGGGCAGGCCAAAGGCCAAGGGCAAGGCAAAGGCAAAGCCACCUGAGAGGAAAGACGAUGAUGACGAGGACAAAUACGAGCACCUUGCCACGCCGCCGCCAGCCAAGAAGGCGAGGGCCACCGCAGAGAGCGCAGACAAGAUGGCCGACACUGACAAGACAAGCAUCACCCCCCUCCAAGAGUGCCACGCGCGGGUUGCACGUGCCAGGCCCGAUUGCAAGGUGCUCGAGGACGCGAACGGCAUGGUCUGGAAG
Messenger RNA from Prorocentrum cordatum, 678 nucleotides. Lineage: Eukaryota; Dinophyceae; Prorocentrales; Prorocentraceae. The record is from the annotation of a GenBank genome assembly.